Lasiodiplodia theobromae is the source of this 1383-nucleotide messenger RNA. Its product is annotated as Glycine cleavage system t protein. The coding region runs from base 1 to 1383 and encodes 460 amino acids. Gene Ontology annotation, cellular component: mitochondrion. The record is from RefSeq and is a predicted model, not a curated record. Gene Ontology annotation, biological process: glycine catabolic process. The transcript has 2 exons. Gene Ontology annotation, molecular function: protein binding; aminomethyltransferase activity. Lineage: Eukaryota; Fungi; Ascomycota; Dothideomycetes; Botryosphaeriales; Botryosphaeriaceae.
AUGGCCGCCCGAAGAGGAGCUGCAUUGUUCGCGCCCUGCGCCAAUGGCCUUGUUCGCCCGCGCGCCCUUUCAAUUCUGAGCAGAGCACAGCAGCUUCCCGCAAGCCGAUGCCGCACCACCGGCCCGCUGCUCACCACCCUGCUCUCGUCCCGUGCGAGGCUCUACAGCUCCGAGCCCGCUCCAGAGAAGACGCCUCUCUAUGAUCUCCACGCCAAGUAUGGCGCCAAGUUCGUGCCCUUCGGCGGCUUCCAGAUGCCCGUGCAGUACUCGGACCUGUCGCUGGCCGAGUCACACAACUGGACGCGCGAGAAGGCCAGCUUGUUCGAUGUGAGCCACAUGGUCCAGCACUACUUCAAGGGCCCCGGCGCCGCUGCUUUCCUCGAGCGCAUCACGCCCGCGUCCGCGAGCACUCUUGCUGACAACACCUCCACCCUGUCCACCCUGCUGCACCCCCACACCGGCGGCAUCGUCGACGACACCAUCAUCACCAAGCUGCCCGGGGACGUCUUCUUCGUCGUCACCAACGCCGCCUGCCGCGACAAGGACUCGGCCUACCUCUCCGGCGAGCUCGACUCCUUCAAGGCCGAGCAUGGCGAGGACGGCAACACGGCCGUGACCUGGGACCGUCUGGACGGCCGUGGCCUGAUCGCCAUCCAGGGCCCUGUCGCCGUCGACAUCGUCUCGGCCAUCCUCCCCGCCGAGUCGCGCGACCUGUCCAAUCUCUACUUUGGCCAGAGCCGCUCGCUGUCGUUCAAGUUGCCCACCGGCGAGACCGUUUCGGACGUGCUCGUCUCUCGCGGCGGCUACACGGGCGAGGAUGGCUUCGAGAUCUCCGUGCCUGGAGAGCACACGACCGCCCUGGCCCAACUGCUGCUCGAGACGGGCGGCCCGGACAAGCUCCGCUGGGCCGGCCUGGGCGCCCGCGAUAGCCUCCGCCUCGAGGCCGGCAUGUGUCUGUACGGCCACGACCUGGAUGACACCACCACGCCCGUCGAGGGCGCUCUCUCGUGGAUCAUCCCAAAGGACCGCCGCGAGAAGGGUGGUUUCCAUGGCGCUGACGCCAUCCUUGCCCAGCUCAAGCCCAAGAGCAAGGGCGGUGCUGGCGUCGACAGACGGCGCGUCGGCUUCAUCGUCGACGGCGCCCCUGCCCGUGAAGGCGCCGAGAUCGUCGACGAGACCGGUGCUUCCAUCGGCAAGAUUACCAGCGGCUGCCCCAGCCCGACGCUCAAGAAGAACAUCGCCAUGGGCUACAUCAAAGACGGCAAGCACAAGAGCGGAACCGAGGUCCAGGUUGUUGUUCGCGGUAGGCCUAGGAAGGCUGUUGUGACCAAAAUGCCGUUUGUGCCGUCAAAGUAUUGGAAAGGUGGAGCCUCGCCUGCCUGA